AUGUCGACUCCAGAAGAAUUGGAUAAAGAAAGAGUAUGGGAUGAGUUUCAUAGGGCAAACCAAAACCAAAGACUUCAUUUACAUCCAAUACCUCGUCUAACUGCAUUUGGCUUUGUAUCUGGUAUAACUGGAUUCAUAAAUGGAGCUAGAACAGAAUAUAAAAACACAGGUCUAAGAUUUUUAGCAGAAAAUUCACAUAGAUUACCUAAAACAAAAGGUAAUUGGUAUUUCUAUUAUAAAAGAAGAAAUUAUGUUUGUUUAACAGAAUCUAUACGUGGUGGUUUACGAAAUGCAUUUAAAUAUUCUUCAAUGAUUGUGGGGUUAUUUAGUAUUGAAGCAGGGUUAGAUAAAAUUAGAGGUAAGAUAGAUAUGUUAAAUACAAUGGGUGCUACUAUAGGUUCAGGUUAUGUAUAUGCUAAAUAUUAUAAGUUAAGUAGUCAUGGUGUUUCUAGGAUGGUUAAAAAUGGUGUUUUCAUUGGGUUAUUAUUUGGUGGGAUACAAGAUAUUCUUUAUUAUCUUAGAAAUGGUGAACUUUGGUAUAUAAAUGGGCAUCAAAAAUUUACAGCAUAA
This is a messenger RNA of Hansenula ciferrii, 570 nucleotides long. RefSeq lists its product as uncharacterized. The record is from RefSeq and is a predicted model, not a curated record. NCBI's taxonomy places the organism in Eukaryota, Fungi, Ascomycota, Saccharomycetes, Phaffomycetales, Wickerhamomycetaceae. The transcript has a single exon. Bases 1 to 570 code for a protein of 189 amino acids.